CGAGUGGUCCAGACAGUCGUUGGCGUUCGCUCCGCGCGUGCCCUGCUGCUGAAGGUCUGUCGCGAUAGCGCGCUGGAAUAUGGCCAGUGUACUGCCCAGUCCGCCGUCCAGCGACGACCACCUGACCACGGUGGGGUUCUUCAGUCACGUGCCGGCUUGGACUACUACGACAAUGCUGCCCGGUCUUUGUCGGAGCCGCGACUUCGGCUGCCGGCCCUGCACACCCGAGACGCCAGACGACUCAUCCAGCCGCGACUCCGACUCCGGCUGCUCGCCGAACCACGUUCUCAAGGACGACAGUUGUGCACAGGAUGCGUGCACGAUGGUGACGUCAUCGUCCGCGUCAGCGUCACCCAAGUCGGCGUACAAGCACGUGCCACACCGAGAGAAACCCCCGCACCUUGUGGCCCGCAGGAAUGCCAGAGAGCGACGCAGAGUGCAGGCAGUGAACAACGCCUUCUGCAGGCUACGGAAGUGCGUGCCGGUCGAGAACAGGGCCAAGAGACUGUCAAAGGUCAAAACGCUCCACAGGGCCAUCGAAUACAUUCAGGCCCUUCAACGCCUUCUAACAGAGGCUGACAAGGCUGUUACGUCAUCUACCGCACCUGAAGAGGUGUGCGCACCAAGCGCCAUCUACCAGGAAACGCCAGAGCCAGUCUGCGACAAGGAGAACGAUGCUAGUCAACGGUGGAUCACUUUGGAAAAUGCAUCCGUGUGUGGAGCGGAGAGCUAUCCCGGUUACCUCAACUUCUAUGAAGAAUGUGGCAUUGCGUUUGCCAGUUGACUUUCUUGAAGCAGUUUAUGAAAUUUGGUUGACCUAUACCUUCACAUACUCCUGCGCACUGUGUGCCUUGCUGACGGGCAUCUGAUGACGUCGUUCACGUCGAAGACACGUGACACAUUCCGGAAACUAUCGACAUGUAUACCUCAGCAGCUACUCCAGGUAGCAAGACUUCUUAAGACGCCAGUGAUGACACUAUGCAUGCAUUAUUGUACCGUCAUUAAUUCCCAGGAAUCGUAACGUGAUGCAUUCUCAGGACGCGUGAUAUUGUUCUUGCCGAGCAGUUGUGACAUUGAUAGUGUUCGUGCCGAGCAGUUGUGACAUUCAGGACUUUUUGAAUAUCAUCCAACAUCAAUGAGUAUUCAUGAACUUCACGAAUAUCGUCCGCCGCUGCUCCAGACAUACGUCUGCGACUCUUGUACAUAGCUUGACUUGUUGACAUGCUUGUGUAAGCAUUUUUUUUUCAUUCCUAAGAGAGGUGGUAUGAUUGAUUCCCUCGAUAUGUGACGUGUUCCAUUCCUGAGCCGCCUCUGCCAUUGUUCAUGACACCCGAAUGUGAGAACAUCCAAGCUUAGUGGAUGAAAAACUGUUAAUGGCAAAUUUGCUCUACAUUAUCCUACAAUAAAAUGACGUUACGCAGAAGUAUAGCGCGUGGUGACGUAAGAAGCUUGAAAAUACGAGCAUGAUUCAAGGGGAUCACUCAUGCAGAGCUGUCGUAUCUAAGACUUAUCAAAAGUUGAGCAGUAUUAUGACUGGUCACAAGUGUGUCUUGGCGAUAUGUUGCGUUCUUUCCGUUCUUUGUUGCAAAACCCAUUGUACUCAUUUUUUGUUUCGUCAUGUAUGUACCUAAGUCAUGCUUACGCACGCGCAGUGGUGACCUACGGAAAUGUGAAGAACUGUGCUAUAUGUAAGCCAUCAGGGAUUGUGUCACCAAGGAACCCUUAGGCCACCAUGUCCAUGGGCAUUUGACGUCGGAAGUCUGAUUUGUUUUUUGUUAGUUUUUUCGUUGAUUUUGUGUUUUCUUGGAGAAGUUGCUUGCGAAUAUACUCCAGAAUGUUCCUCUCAGAGUGGCAUUGCAGAGUUGUCCUAGUCCUCUCUUUUUUUCUAUCGUUACCUUCUACAUAUGUUUUUUUUUUCGUGUUGUAAAUACGAGCUUUCCUUUUCUUCGACAAAUGACUUUGUAGGAUCAAUAAAAGUGAACUAUGAAGAAA
Molecule: messenger RNA, 1992 nt
Organism: Dermacentor andersoni
Lineage: Eukaryota; Metazoa; Arthropoda; Arachnida; Ixodida; Ixodidae
Biological process (GO): regulation of transcription by RNA polymerase II; developmental process
Molecular function (GO): RNA polymerase II transcription regulatory region sequence-specific DNA binding; protein dimerization activity; DNA-binding transcription factor activity, RNA polymerase II-specific
Source: RefSeq, a predicted model, not a curated record